AUGUAUUUCAAAGAGACAGGCUCUCAUGAGACCCUAUGCAUUUAUGCUGGAGGUCGACGCUCAGCCGAACGAAUAAUUUCCACGGAUGCCAGUGGAAAGCCAGUUGUUAUUGAUGAAGAUCCGCAGGGCCCGGACCCUCAGCAGCAGGAAGAAAUCACCCAGGAGCUGCUCAAAGUAUGGGGCGCCCACGCCAAAGUGUACUUUACAGUGUCUGACUUUUGCAAGGCUUUGCUCCAGUAUACGGAUGGCCCGACCGUUGCAGUGCUUGCCGGUGGCAACGACCCAAAUUGUGAGCUACUUGACUUCACUCUCUUUGCUAUGAGCGCGGGGUAUGACUUUGUGGUGGUUGUCCGGUCGCCGCCUCGUGGCAGCGUCACCAUCAAAAGUAAUCCCCGCGUACCUGAACCAGGCUCCAAGUGCAGUGAUUUGUGUGGCUCGUUGGCGUGCGAAGUGGACAUCUGUCCGGAAAAGCCUCCGCUCGCCUGCCAGGUCGGCUCAUCCCGACGCUACGACAACUUACUCUUUGCGGAACCCGGCGUGCGACCGCAGGAACUGGACCAGCAGCUGAGUCUCAACAGAUGGACUUUUCGCCACAGGGCUGAGCAAUGGGCCAGUAAGCUGUCGAAUAAUCGCAUCUCAUUGUUACCAAACUCUAAGUUGCCCAAGCUCUACAUGGGCCAGGUGACCAUUUCUGAGCUUGUCACAGAGGAGGUCCUAGCCGUAAUCGAGCAAGAUCUUCAAAGUCUCGAUUUUGAUACCUUCAAGUACAAGUCGGAUGAGCUUCUUGCCGCAGGGUUCCUUCUGUUGAAGGCGGUGUUCCGUUUGCCUGGGCUAGAGCAACACGCUCUUCGCGACGACAAGCUUGUUUGGUUCCUGCUCGUGCUCAGGAGAUGCUACACUGUCACCACCCCCUACCACAAUUUCGCACAUGUUAUUGAUGUUUUACAAGCGACUAUUUAUUGUUUAGUGCACUCUGGUGUACUACCAUCAUUCGCCGACAUGUUCAAUUCCCGUGUCACUCCCACCCUUCCUGCAUCCACCUCGCUGCCGAUUAUGAAGAUUGCAGCGCUAGUUGUCGCAGCGCCUGGUCACGACCUUUUCCAUCCUGGUUUCAACGCCAAGGUCAUGUGCAAAGGCAAGUGCUGUUUCAAGUCACUGGAGGCCUUCCACUCGGCCCUGUACCUUGAAAUGCUCCAGCAGCUGUGGCCAGUAAUGGCAGAAGGCGCCACCGGUGAGCUCGUUCGCCACAUCAUUCUCGCCACUGACAUGGCUCGGCAUAAUGACUUUUUGACCGAUGACGGCACCCCCGUCGGGCCUCCAGGAUCCAGUGCCAGCAACGAGCAACAAGCUCUGUAUCUCAGCCGUGUGAUCAAGGUUGCCGAUCUUUUUAAUGCCGCCAGACCGUUCCCAGUAUCGUUCAAACACGCUCUGUCUAUCAACAAAGAGUUCGAUUGGCAGUCCCAGACCGAACAGAUUCUGGGUUGGAUCCCCACACAAGAGUGCGGCAAGCUCGAGCAUGAAAAGGACGGGGUUAAAGAGCCCUCGUUUUGCACCGAAAGAAUCAAGAAGCGUCAAUCGUUUUUCACCAAUGUCUUUGUCCGGCCCCUGUUUGAUCUUAUGAGCAAGGACCACCGACAAGCAUUUCUUGGCCGACUCCUCGCUGCAAAUGAAGCAGAGUGGGAAAAACACUGGUCAAAGCCGCAGUGCCAGCCCGAUAUCGCCAUGCAGCGGUGCUGUGCCAUCUGA
Molecule: messenger RNA, 1746 nt
Organism: Wickerhamiella sorbophila
Lineage: Eukaryota; Fungi; Ascomycota; Dipodascomycetes; Dipodascales; Trichomonascaceae
Product: 3',5'-cyclic-nucleotide phosphodiesterase regA
Exons: 1
Coding region: 1-1746 (581 amino acids)
Biological process (GO): signal transduction
Molecular function (GO): 3',5'-cyclic-nucleotide phosphodiesterase activity
Source: RefSeq, a predicted model, not a curated record